CAGAACACGACUGAUUUCUACUUCUUCAGCACAAAUCGGGAGCACGCAGGUACAUAUCAGUGUCAGUACCGGGCGUCUUGGCCAGGAAUGCCAUCCAAGGAGAGUGAUCCUGUGGAGCUGGUGCUGACAGGUGUGGGCCCUGGGGACAGCAGGUGGCUCUGGUUGAUCCCAACAGGACCGUGUCCCACAGCUGUACCCUCCAUUCAUGCGGAUCGACAUUUCCUGCCUCCCAGCAUUUCCCUGAGCCCUGAGGAAUGUGUGGAGAUAGGGACCAAUGUCACCAUCCAGUGCUGGAACAAGGACUAUGGGGCCACCUUCCUCCUGCACAAGGACGGCUGCUCAGCCCCCAUCCAGCGCCAGCACCUCCAUGUGGUGGGCACAGCCACCUUCACCAUCUUUGGGGUGACCCCAGCUGACAGCGGCACCUACAGGUGCUCCUACCGCCCCUGGGCUUACCCCUUUGUGUCCUCACCCCUUGGCAAUAACGUGACUCUGGAGGUGACUCCCACACCUGCACCCCCAGGUGCUGCAGACAGUUCCCAUGGGAACCCGGUGGUGGCAGUGGCUGGGGGCUGCACUGCUGCCUUUGUCUUCAUCCUCAUCUUUGUCGUCUUCCGCCUCCUUGCUGCCCGCAGAUGUCGGAUACGGAGAGGU
Messenger RNA from Meleagris gallopavo (turkey), 654 nucleotides. Lineage: Eukaryota; Metazoa; Chordata; Aves; Galliformes; Phasianidae. The record is from RefSeq and is a predicted model, not a curated record.